Messenger RNA from Alligator mississippiensis (American alligator), 1625 nucleotides. RefSeq names its product inhibin subunit beta A (gene INHBA). Gene Ontology annotation, biological process: SMAD protein signal transduction; BMP signaling pathway. Lineage: Eukaryota; Metazoa; Chordata; Crocodylia; Alligatoridae. Gene Ontology annotation, cellular component: extracellular region. Gene Ontology annotation, molecular function: growth factor activity; cytokine activity; hormone activity. The record is from RefSeq and is marked provisional.
AGUCAGAACUCUUCUCCCUGACAGCCACAAACAUCUACAGCACUUAUUGCAUUCAGAGAGGGAACCUGCAUACAGAACUUCACAGAAAACUUUUUGUUCUUGUUCCAGAGAAUCUGCUAAAGAGAAGGGGGAAGAAAAAAGAAAAAGAGAAAAAAAAACUGUGCGUUUAGGGGGAGGAAAAGCAGGGCCUUUUUAAAAGGGAAUCACAACAACUUUUGCUGCCAGGAUGCCUUUGCUUUUGAAGAGAGGAUUUUUCUUGGUGCUUUGCUGGAUUAUAGUGAGGAGUUCCCCAACCCCAGGAUCCGAGGGACACAGUUCAGUCACCAGUUGCCCAUCAUGUGCCCUUGCCACGCUCUCAAAGGAUGUGCCCAACUCACAACCUGAGAUGGUGGAAGCAGUAAAGAGGCACAUACUGAACAUGUUGCACUUGAGGGACAGACCUAACAUCACUCAGCCAGUGCCCAAGGCAGCACUUUUAAAUGCCAUCAAGAAACUCCAUGUGGGGAAGGUGGGAGAGGAUGGCUUUGUGGAAAUAGAGGAUGACAUUGGAAGAAGAGCAGAAAUGAAUGAACUUGUGGAGCAAACCUCAGAAAUCAUCACAUUUGCAGAAUCAGGCACACCCAAGAGAACAUUGCACUUUGAGAUAUCCAAGGAAGGCAGUGAACUAUCAGUAGUGGAGAAUGCUGAAGUGUGGCUCUUCCUGAAAGUCUCUAAGGCCAACCGGAGCAGAACAAAAGUGACCAUCCGACUAUACCAGCAGCAUCGUCAGCCCAAAGGCAACUCUGAAGGGGCAGAAGAGGUGGAGGAUGUGGGGUUGACAGGUGAAAAGAGUGAGACUCUCAUUUCUGAAAAGGCAGUGGACACCCGUAAAAGUACCUGGCAUAUCUUCCCUGUCUCUAACAGUGUGCAACACCUCCUGGACCAAGGCAAGAGCUCCCUGGAUGUGCGGAUUUCCUGUGACCAGUGUCAAGAGACUGGUGCCAGCCUGGUGCUAAUGGGCAAGAAGAAGAAAAAGGAAGAUGAUGGGGAAGGGAAAGAGAAGGAAGCUGGAGAAUCUACUGGAGAAGAGGAGAAGGAACAAUCCCACAGACCAUUCCUGAUGAUGGUUGCCCGGCAUUCAGAGGACCGCCAGCAUAGACGACGGAGACGGGGCUUGGAGUGUGAUGGCAAGGUCAACAUCUGCUGCAAAAAGCAGUUCUUUGUCAGCUUCAAGGACAUUGGAUGGAGUGACUGGAUCAUAGCACCCACAGGUUACCAUGCUAACUACUGCGAAGGUGAGUGCCCCAGCCAUAUAGCGGGCACCUCUGGCUCAUCAUUGUCUUUCCACUCCACUGUCAUCAAUCAUUACCGAAUGCGGGGCCACAGCCCCUUUGCCAACCUCAAGUCCUGUUGUGUGCCGACCAAGCUGCGGCCCAUGUCCAUGUUAUACUAUGAUGAUGGACAGAACAUCAUUAAAAAGGACAUUCAGAAUAUGAUUGUGGAGGAGUGUGGCUGCUCAUAGAUUCAUAUAUGAACCCCGAGAGCCUUCUCCUACUGGUGAGGAGAGAAUUAAAAAAAACAUAGAAGAGGAAAGACCUGACAUGGCAUAACCUUUCUGAAUAAAACAAUCAAAUAUAAUUUGAAAA